AUGUACAGUCGCUGCAAUAAACUCCUCGUAUCAUUCGGCCACGACUCAUGUGCCCCUAAAAUAUUGGAAACUGGCUUCGAUGCUGCCCCCGGCAUCAGCCUGAACACAGAUGGGGCUACAGCUCUCCACCUUGCAGCUGCGCAUUCCCACGCCGCCUGCGUUCAAUACCUCUGCACUCAGUUCCCCCAAACCAUCGACCGGCCUGACCAUAAGGGCAUCACACCUCUCAUGCUCGCAGCUCAAAGCUCCAACCCCUCCCACCCUACACGAAGCACAUGUCUAAUUCCUCCAAAGCAACGUCCACGUUCCUCCUCCAAUGCAGCAGAAGACACUAGUACGAUCGCAACGCUGCUCAGACAAGAUGCGUCCGUGACGCUCACAGAUAACGUGGGCAAUACCGCCUUACAUUAUGCCAGUGCAUGGGGGAAUCUGAAGGCAUUCCGAUUGCUGGUAUCAGCGGGCGCGCCUCCCUUAGCUCUCAAUCAUGCCAUGUGCACACCCGCAGACUAUGCACUGAGUGUACAAGCGGGCGUGUAUUUCCGCAGCCUGGUCUCAGAAUUCGAGCGGCUGAAAGCCGAAUCUCCACAGCUACCGCAACAACAGCAGAAAAUGAAACUAUCAUUAAAAGUCAAUGAUGGCGAUUUGAACCGGUCACCCACGGGUGUAUCAACCCCACAAAGGAACCUAUCGCCUAUCUCCCCAACAGAGAUGCGGUUGGCUAGCAAAACGGGCCUGAGCGCUUCGAGGCCAGGGAUGACUACCCCGUCUCUAGGUUCCGUGCGGUUAAUUACUCAGGAAGAUGGUAACGAUAUGUUCCCUCUAGAUCCGCCGUUGACGGCAAGGAAGGUUAGCGUGCCGAUGACGAGCAACCCGAUUGCGGCGACAGGACCUUAUGCGGAGUUUCGUCGAGGCUCGAGUUGA
Blastomyces dermatitidis ER-3 is the source of this 921-nucleotide messenger RNA. RefSeq lists its product as uncharacterized. Lineage: Eukaryota; Fungi; Ascomycota; Eurotiomycetes; Onygenales; Ajellomycetaceae. Gene Ontology annotation, molecular function: protein binding. The transcript is spliced from 2 exons. The coding region runs from base 1 to 921 and encodes 306 amino acids. The record is from RefSeq and is a predicted model, not a curated record.